This is a messenger RNA of Cicer arietinum (chickpea), 929 nucleotides long. RefSeq names its product probable E3 ubiquitin-protein ligase RHA4A. Gene Ontology annotation, biological process: protein ubiquitination. Lineage: Eukaryota; Viridiplantae; Streptophyta; Magnoliopsida; Fabales; Fabaceae. Gene Ontology annotation, molecular function: ubiquitin protein ligase activity. The record is from RefSeq and is a predicted model, not a curated record.
AAGGUAGAAGAGAGUGAAAGUAAAAGGAAAUCCAAAAGAGAAAAAGAGAGGAAAAAACAAAAGCAAAGUAGUUGCCUCCACCACACCACCAUCACCUAUUGCCUUUAUAAACAAGCCACAUAACUCAUAUGAACUUCCCCCUCCACCUUCUCACACCCUCUUAUUUUCUCAAUUACUCUUCAAUGGGCUUCUACACUGAAGAAUCCAUCUCUGGUUUCACAAUAAGCCAAGCCAUAUACGAAGCUGCUCUAAUCAUAGCAGUUCUUAGAUGGGUCUUAUGCUUAGUUUUCAAAGUAAUCAAACACAGAAGAACAACUUCUAUUCACACCCCCCAACAACACCCAACUUGUCAUAUGUUACCUUUGACCAGCUUUGGUGAUAUCAAAGACAGGCUUCCAGAAACUGAGGAAACAUGUGCUGUUUGUUUGAACAAACUAAAAAUGGAAGAUGACGUUAGAGAAUUGAUGAAUUGUUACCAUGUUUUCCAUAUGGAAUGUAUAGAUAAAUGGUUGGAACAUGGUCAUGAAAAUGAAAAUCAUAACCAAACUUGUCCACUUUGUAGAGCUCCUUUGUUUCUUGAUUCUUGUUCAAUUUCUUCAGAGUUUUCAAGCUGUGUUUCUCCUCCUCAACCUAGUUGGGCUGUUGAGAGAAUUCUUUAUCUCUUUGGUGAUGAUCUAUUACCUUGUUAAUUAAUUACUUUUUAUAAGAUAAUAUAGAUUAGGGAACAUUCAUUAUUUCUUGGAUUUUCAUGCUCUUCAACAUCAUAAAUUUAUGAGAUUAAAAUCCUAUCUUGUUGACUUUGUUGGCUGCUAGAUGCAACAAAAUUAGUAGAUAUCAGAACACAAAAUUUGUAUUUAUGAUUUAUGUAUGUAUGUAUUAUGUGAAUAUAUUUUUCACAUUUCAUCAAAGUAUUACCUCUGAUUAUUCCA